UCCGGCACACGCACGUACACACACACACGUGUGAGAGAAUAGUGUUUCUCAGUUUAUUGCUUCUACAGCCUUUUCUGUUUGUGAAUAUCUUACGGCAGAAACGUGUGCUUUAGACUCUUUAGACUUGCUUUGCACUGUACUCAUAUGAGUUAGCUCCGAUGCUAACAAGGUGUUAAACAACAGCAAGAAGAGCAGCAGUCGGUCGUAUAACCACUGUUUACAUUCGCAACCACAUCGACAUCCAACUUUGGCUCUGAAUGGCUGACUCGGAGCAUGUGCCCCUCCAGGCUGGAGAGAAAAGAGUCUGUCCAGAGAAUGAAGAAGGUACACCUUCGAAGAAACCUAGAGUUGAGAGCGAUCAUGAAAAUGGCGGUCAGUCUCGCCAAGAUGAGGAAGGAGAACCUCAGGGUGGAGCAAGUGAUGUAGAGGAGGAUGGAGAGACCUUUGCUGACAUGAUGAAGCAUGGUCUCACUGAGUCAGAUGUCGGCAUUUUAAAAUAUGUCAGCGACCAUGAGGGCUUCUCUGGUAUCCUGAAAGAAAGAUAUUCUGAUUUUGUGGUGCAUGAAAUCAACAAACAAGGGAAGAUUGUGCAAUUAGAUGACCUCUCUAUUCCUGCAGAUCAGGAGGAAGCCCCGGAGGCCGAGCAGCAGCCAACAGAAUCAGAUUCACUGAGUGAAGAGCAGAAGAAGCAGCUGGGAGAGCUGCAACUCUUCAAGAACAAGGAGGGCAAUGUCUCUAUAGAGGUGAUGGAAGACUCAAAGGAGAAGAGAACACUGGUCCACAAAGCCAUCAAGACUCAGUUUCCUGGUCUUGAAACAAAGACGGAGGAGAGAGAUGGACGCAAGUUCAUUGUGGCGUACCAUACAGCUGGGAAGAGAGCACUUGCAGCUCCAAGGAAACACUUUUGGCCCAAAAACCGUGGCAACUUUUGCCAUUUUGUCCUGUACAAGGAGAAUAAAGACACCAUGGAUGCCAUUAACGUGCUGUCAAAGUUCCUCAGACUCAGACCCCAGAUGUUUUCUUACAUGGGAACCAAGGACAAGAGAGCCAUCACUGUGCAGGAGAUUGCUGUGAUGAAAAUCACAGCAGAGAGGUUGGCUCAUCUCAACAAGUGUCUCAUGAACCUCAAGGUUGGAAACUUCUGCUACAAAAACCAUCCUCUAAAACUGGGCGAGCUGCAGGGCAACAAUUUCACAGUCGUCAUCAGAAACAUCUCAGGAACAGACGAGCAGGUCCACCAGGCCAUGACGUCACUCAAACAGACAGGUUUUAUCAACUAUUUUGGUAUGCAGCGGUUUGGGACCACGGCUGUUCCUACGCAACAGGUCGGCAAGGCCAUUUUGAAAAAUGACUGGAAACAAGUGGUUGAUUUGAUACUAAAGCCCCGUCCCGGAGCAGAGAAAGAGUUCCUGGUGCGGUGCAGGGAGGAGUGGGCGAAGACUCAAGAUCCAGAGGCUGCCUUGAAAAAGUUGCCCAACAAACGCUGCGUGGAGGGGCAGCUGCUGCGAGGCCUGUCCAUGUACGGGAAAAACAACAUCGUCAAUGCCUUCGGACUGAUCCCCCGGAACAACCGCCUGAUGUACAUCCACAGUUACCAGAGCCUGGUGUGGAACACCAUGGUGAGCCGUAGGAUUGAAGCCUACGGUCUUAAACCGGCGGAGGGAGACCUGGUCCUAAAAGGCACCACAGCACAUGUGCUGUCUGCAGAGGAGGCUGAGAAUUCCUCCAUCCAUGAUAUUGUGAUGCCUCUUCCAGGGUUUGAUGUCAUCUAUCCUACACAUCCCGUGGGUGAAGGUUACAAAGAGCUGCUGUCUGCAGACGGGCUGGACAUAAAUAACAUGAGACACAAAGUGAAGGACUAUUCUUUGGCUGGAGCUUAUAGACGUGUCGUCAUCAGACCCAGUGAUGUCAGCUGGGAAGUGAUUCAUUACGACGACCCCAAGAUUUCACUGGUGCACACAGAUUUUGAAAAACUGGAGAACAAGCCGGCACCGGUCUUCAAGACAGAAGGGAAGGACCGGGCGCUGCGGAUGGAGUUUUCUCUGCCUCCUUCCACCUAUGCUACCAUGGCCAUCAGAGAGGUCCUCAAGUUGGACACGAGCAUAAAAAAACAAACCCAGCUCAACACCACUUGGUUCAACUGAGACCUGAUCAUGCUGCAACAGACUGCAAGGAACUGAAUGUUUAUGUUGGAAACCUUCUGUUCAGAGCGGUGAGUGUGUGUAGGUGUGUGUGUGUGCUUAGUUGGGUUCUAUGUGAAUCCAAAUGUCAUUUCUUUGGAAUACAAAGUGCUGAGUUUUAUUCAAUGACGUUUUUACUCGCCUCAAACAUUUUUGUUGAGUGAUAAUGUGAUAUUUCAUGUAUAGAGGAGUAAUUUCUCCUGCACAUGCCAUCAAAUCUGUUUUUUACCAGAUCAUGUUUUUUUUCAAACAAUUUAACUAAUUCUGAAAAAAUAAUAAACUAAAAGUUUGAUUAUGCCUUUAAA
Messenger RNA from Cynoglossus semilaevis (tongue sole), 2485 nucleotides. RefSeq names its product pseudouridine synthase 7 (gene pus7). Gene Ontology annotation, molecular function: RNA binding; pseudouridine synthase activity. The transcript has 17 exons. The record is from RefSeq and is a predicted model, not a curated record. Gene Ontology annotation, cellular component: nucleus. Bases 258 to 2144 code for a protein of 628 amino acids. Gene Ontology annotation, biological process: pseudouridine synthesis. NCBI's taxonomy places the organism in Eukaryota, Metazoa, Chordata, Actinopteri, Pleuronectiformes, Cynoglossidae.